GGCGGGCGCCUCGUUCGCUCGCUUUGGCGUACGUGGCCUCUGCUACUUCGGGUUGCCCCCACACGCGCGCGCGCGCGGUGGCCUGGCCUGGGCGGGGCAGGCCGGCCUUUCCGUUCCCCGAGCGAGCGAGCUGCUAGUAAAAACCGGGGAGUUGGUGUGGGUGGGAUUGGCAUUGUAUCGUGAGAGAGAUUGAUAGAGAGAGAGGCGGACCUCCCUGACCUUAUCGGCAGCGCCAUCCCAUCCCUUGCCGUCCCCCCAAGAGCUCACCCCUCCGCCUCGCUUCUUCAUCUCCUCUCCUUUAAUUCGGCCCCGCGCCGCCCGCUUCACCCCCAUCCUACACCGCGUGCCUCCUUACCUUCUCUUUGUUGGAAUAACGAUCGUUUCGCUUGCUGCUCCGGGGAGGUUUUUCUUGGGCGAUCGAUCGGCUGGGCAGGUUCGUCGGAGGGAGGUUUCUGCCGCGCGCCGCCGGGGUGUCGACGUGUCGAGCGGUGCGUGGAGGAGGAGAAGCGUGCGGCGGAGGUUGUGGUGGUGAUGGUGAGGAGCGAGUUGUAGAGGAGGAGGGGCACCGAUCAACCGGGAAGCUGGCGGCCGGGAAGUGGUGGGAGCGGCCAGAUGACACGGCCAUGGCCGGGAUGGACCCUGGCGGGGGCGGCGCCGGCGCCGGCAGCUCACGGUACUUCCACCAUCUGCUCCGACCGCAGCAGCCGUCGCCGCUGUCACCGCUGUCGCCGACAUCCCAUGUCAAGAUGGAGCACUCCAAGAUGUCACCCGACAAGAGCCCCGUGGGCGAGGGAGAUCACGCGGGAGGGAGUGGAAGCGGCGGCGUCGGCGGUGACCACCAGCCGUCGUCGUCGGCCAUGGUGCCCGUCGAGGGUGGCAGCGGCAGCGCCGGCGGUAGUGGCUCGGGUGGGCCGACGCGGCGCCCGCGCGGGCGCCCGCCCGGGUCCAAGAACAAGCCGAAGCCGCCCAUCAUCGUGACGCGCGACAGCCCGAACGCGCUGCACUCGCACGUGCUCGAGGUCGCCGGCGGCGCCGACGUCGUCGACUGCGUGGCCGAGUACGCCCGCCGCCGAGGGCGCGGCGUGUGCGUGCUGAGCGGCGGCGGCGCCGUCGUCAACGUGGCGCUGCGGCAGCCGGGCGCGUCGCCGCCGGGCAGCAUGGUGGCCACGCUGCGGGGCCGGUUCGAGAUCCUAUCUCUCACGGGCACGGUCCUGCCGCCUCCCGCGCCACCCGGCGCGAGCGGCCUCACCGUGUUCCUCUCCGGCGGCCAGGGCCAGGUGAUCGGCGGCAGCGUGGUGGGCCCGCUGGUCGCCGCGGGGCCCGUCGUCCUGAUGGCGGCCUCAUUCGCGAACGCCGUGUACGAGCGGCUGCCGCUGGAGGGCGAGGAAGAGGAGGUCGCCGCGCCCGCCGCCGGAGGCGAAGCACAAGAUCAAGUGGCACAAUCAGCUGGACCCCCAGGGCAGCAACCGGCGGCGUCACAGUCCUCCGGCGUGACAGGAGGCGACGGCACCGGCGGCGCCGGUGGCAUGUCGCUCUACAACCUCGCCGGGAAUGUGGGAGGCUAUCAGCUCCCCGGAGACAACUUCGGAGGUUGGAGCGGCGCCGGCGCCGGCGGAGUCAGGCCACCGUUCUGACCCAUGUCUUAGCAUCCAGUUCAAAAAUUCUCCAAAUUAAGAAUUGCGCAGUGCAGAAGCCAUAGCAAUCCAAUGCAGAUAUGCAAGCUAAGCUAAUGGUACAAAAUUGCGACAUGCAUGUUGGAUUGUUGAUUGGACGAUCGACAGGCCUUUGUACUGGGUGCAACAUACGUAUGCAUCUAUCAUGCAUGCGUUGCAAAUUAAGAUUUCAAUUCAUAUUCAUGAGGAGGUUUAUCAUAUACACAUAUUUUAACAUCUGUGGGGGCAAGAAGCUAGAGGAGAGUUGCAAGAGCAAGCUCGGAAUAAACCAAAGGUCAGUGAGAUUAUCCAAUGUUUUGUGUUUAAUUCUACCAAGUGUUUUUUUUUCAUUUUUUUCUCUUUUGCAUUCUGUAAUAUGGUACUAUCCUAUUCUAGUUUGUAUCUUUUGAUCGGUAGAACCAUGUUUCUGAAAAACUCUUGUUCCCUUUUUUCAACCUCUGAAACAUGUGCAACACCAGAACUGUCUUAUGGUCACUUUCACUGGUCUGAAUUCAAGCUCACGAUUUGGUGGCGUUGAAUAUUAUUUUUUAUUUUUA
Messenger RNA from Oryza sativa Japonica Group (Japanese rice), 2209 nucleotides. Its product is annotated as AT-hook motif nuclear-localized protein 25. Gene Ontology annotation, biological process: vegetative to reproductive phase transition of meristem. Gene Ontology annotation, cellular component: nucleus. The record is from RefSeq and is a predicted model, not a curated record. Gene Ontology annotation, molecular function: minor groove of adenine-thymine-rich DNA binding; DNA-binding transcription factor activity. NCBI's taxonomy places the organism in Eukaryota, Viridiplantae, Streptophyta, Magnoliopsida, Poales, Poaceae.